UUGCUGCUCUGAGUCAUAACUUCUUCUCAGAAGAUGAGGAUGGGGGUGAUGGUUCCCAUGCAAUGCCUUGCCUCUUGUCUCUGUGAGCCAUAACUAGGCAGACCCAUAGGACUCACGGAUCCUGGCAGGACAUGUGACAGACAGCGUCCAUGGCUCCCUCAGUGGGAUUCGUCCACAAAGGAGACCAUCCAGUCCCUGGGGGACCAGGACCCAUUCUCUGAGACAGCGCAGGUGCAAGGGAGUGAGACACACAAGCAGGGUAUUCUGCACAAUCUGAAGGCCCUGCAGGCAUCUGGAAAUCUCCAGAAAGUCAGUGCUGCAAAUCCACUCACUGUUACGAAGCCGUGACCCAUGACCUUUGUCCGGGAUGGAGCCCACAGCUACAGGACGGACGGAGAAGAGUUUCAGCUAUGUGGUCAGGGCACCCAGCAGCGAUGGGUUUGACGUAAUGAAUGUGGAUGUGAAGAUCGACACGUGCUGGGUAUUUCAGGACGCGGAGGACAGCGGUGAAGAGCAGGACUGUCCUGCGGACGAAGCUGCUGGAAGCCCCGACGUGGACACAGGCACACUCAGGAAGCAGCUGGAAUCCUCUGAGCAGAAGCUGUUGGCCGCUGUGGACCAGUACAUGAUGUCUGAGUCCGAGCUAAGGAGCAGGAUCCAGGAGCUGGAGCUCUCCGAAAGACACCUUCUCCGGAUGGUGGAGCAGCUGGGUGCCCGUGUGACACAGGAAAGGAGUGCCACUCUGCGAGCCCAGGAGACGCUGCAAGCCCUGCGGCGGGAGCUGGCCAGCCAGGUAAGGGAGGAGCGUGCAGCUCGGCGGCAGCGGUGGCGGCUCCGGCGGCUGCGGGAGCGGCUGCGGCGCAAGGACGAGGCGCUGGGGCGGCAGGCGGCGGCUCUGGAGCGCUGCCGGCAGACCCAGCGGCUCCAGCUGGGCCUGGUGCGCGAGCAGGAGCGCGGCCUGCGGGAGCAGGUGCAGCGGCUGGAGCGGGACGUGCGGCACCUGUGUCGCGCGGCUGGCCUCUUGCUGGCUGAGCUGGAUGUCCCGGCCCCAGGCAGCCCCGGCAGACUCGGCCCGGCCUGCCCCCGGAGUGACCCCGGCGAGGCCGCGGAGCUGCGCGCUCUGCAGGCGCGGGCGGAGCGCGGGGAGCGCGAGCGGGAAGAGGCGGCGCGCCGGCUUCGGGAGCAGCGCGCCACCGAGCGCCGGCUGCGCGUGCAGCUGGAGGAUCUGCGCUGUUACAUCUAUGAGCUCAAGCUGUCGGAGAUCGGCCUGCAGGGCCAGGUGGAGGACCUCGCGCAGCAAAACCAGAGCCUGCGAGAGGCCCUGGGGGCCCAGGCCACAGGGGAGAGCGCACGCAGCAACGCCGCUGCUGGCCACUGCAGCCCGGACACUCUGAGUCGGAUUCGGGAUGAACCCCCAUCCCUGCCCAGGGAGGACACACAGGAUGCCGGCCAGUCCUCUGAGGGCCGCUGCUCCUGGGGUUGUGUUGGGGCUGGACCAGGCCCCUCUGUUUUGGAGACAACGGAUGAGACCCUGGAAGAUAUCGCAGGAUCUGAUGGUGGACUGCCAACUCCAGCUGAGCCCAGCUUGGAUGAACAGACUUUCCUUCUCAUCUGUGGCUGCCCCCCCAGGCAGUGCAGGGACAGCUCACUCCUCCCUGUGGAGCUGGCCUGGAUUUCAGAGCAAAGACUAGCAGCCACCCAGGCCCAGGGGUCCUUUCUCCUGGUGCAGACGUCCCCAGUCCCUCCCUGGGGACCAGCCAGGGACCCCUCUUCCCAGCUGCCGCCACUGCUGCUCCAGGAGGCUUCUCCACAAGACUCCCAAAUGCAACAGGCUCUGUGUCUGCGAGAGGAAAGCCCUGGAUACGAAGGGCAAGAAGAGAAGGAGGAGGAGGCAGCGCCUCUAGAAGGGUCCAGUCUGGGCUAUGAGGACAUCCCAGAGGAACCUGGCCCCAUGGAAUGUGCAGGCCAGGGUACCCUCUUCUCAGUGGCAGAAGAAGGACUGUCUCCCAGUUUGGGAAGCCCAAUCUUUCCACCCAAGGGGACUGAAUGCACCCGUAACUCAUGGGCUCCAAGCGAAGGACCUGGCAGUUCUGAGCUCAGACUAGACAAAUUUGAGAAAGAGAUGGAGGCUUGUUUCCAGCAACUCUCCAUCCUGGAGCUUGGAGGAGAGGGGCGGUGGCCACAAGCCUCCAUGCUGGCGGGAGAGAGCACAAACUCUGCUUGGAAAUGGCCCAGCUGCCAGGGAAAGCCUUCCUCCCAGCAGGCUUUGGGAAACCAGGGCUUGGAUGUUUGUUUGGCCAGGGAAGUCAAACCUGGGGAGGCUAGUGAAGAGGUUAGACCAGAAGAGACUGAGGCUUUGGGAGCCAGCGUGGUUCUUCCUGAGAUGGUGCCUGAUUUGGAUGAUGUGAGGCUGGGCCCAGAAUGGCCCUCUGAGCGAGGUUGGAAGUGGCCUCCAAGAGCCCUUGAAAGGCAGAAAAGAAGGUUCCAGCAGCUCAUUGCUGGACUGAAAAGAGAGAGAAGCCAGGUUUUACAUGACAAUGCUGAGCUUUGGGGCGACCGAGAGAGAUUCCGUAGAAAAGUGAGUGUUCUGGAAAAAGAGAGGAACAGAAAUGGGACAAAGAUCGCCACACUUGAACGGGAAAAGAGCAUGCUGCUAGGGGACAUCUCGCACUUAAAGGGGGAACUGGACCAAUGUUGGCAGGUCAUUUCUGACCUUGAGGACUGCAACGGGAAAAGUUACGGCAAAAUUUCUGAGCUUGAAGAGGAGAACGAGAAGCUGAAAAGGCAGGCGGCGCAGCUGCAGAAAGCCGUGUGGGAGAGCCUCAGAAAAUCCAAAGGUGUGAUGGAGCGCGUCACCCUGGGAAACCAGGAGCUCAAGGCGCUGAUCUCAGAGCUCGGGGUUGGUUACAAAGAGCUGAUGAAGAGCAUAGUGCUGGGGAUAGAAGACACAGUCCGGGCCUUCAGCGGGGAGAAUGCUCACCUUCUACGCAGAAUCCGUGUCCUGGAGACGGAAGUUGCCUUGGGGGAGAGCACAGCUGUGCGACGCAUAGUGAGAGCAGAGGAGGGUCCGUGGGGGGAAAGUAAGAUGCAGGGGAACAAGGGGACCACUGUGGAAAAGGGGGUGCAGGUGACUCAGCUCUCAGGGCAACUGACCGCAGGAGCCCAUGGGCCACCCAUGGAGGAGAAAUCGGGUGCAGCUGGCAGGUGUAUGGAGCCUUCCUUAGGCAUGGAGAAUUCCAUAUACAAUGCCAAUUCCACUCUGUCCUUGGUCUGGGGAAGUGCUGAGGUGUCCAGUGUCGCGCAAGGACGCAUCCAUGGAGCAGGAGUAAAAGAAGCACAUUCGGAAGAGGAGAAGGAAAGACCAUGGUGUUGUGCGGACACAGUGCAAGCUCUGACGGCCCAGAACAAUGGCCCCCAGCUGCGGGACCCAGAGGCAGACCCCCCGACAGAGGACCUGAGGGUUCGUGUGGGGCAGCUCCAGCACCGGGUGCUGACCCUACAGUGCCAACUCAGAGACCAGACGUCCGCCCACCGCCAGCUACAGGAGGCACUUGGGGAAGCCGCCAGCCUCCGGGACCAGCUCCAGGGCCAGCUUGAUGAGCUUCAGAAAAAGCAACACGAGGCCAAUUUCGCUGUGGCUCCUUUAAAGGCCAAGCUGGCUUCCCUGGUCCAGAAGUGCCGGGAGAGGAACCACCUGAUCACGCACCUGCUUCGGGAGCUGCGCAGACAUGGGCUGGAGGACCAGCUGCUCUCUGAGAUGGCACAGAGCAUGGUGGACGACGUGGCACUGGCCGAGUAUGCAGCUACCUUCCCGGCUUCGGGGCUCCCUGAGACCAGCCACCAACCGGACGUGGAGCCCGAGAAGGCAGCUGCUGUAAGAGCUCAGAAAUACCACCUGAAUCCCAAAAUGGACAGUGUCCUCAUCCAAAGACCUCUGCAUUCAGAGUCCUGGCCUGUUCCCAAGGCUGAGUGGCCAGCACAGACGGCUCGACUGCAUUCUCUGAAGCUGCCCCUGCCCUCAGGGUGGACGCCUGCUCCUGGAGUGUGCCCGGCUGCAGACCCUGCCGAGCCAGCGCUCCCCUCGCAGUGCCUGAAAGAAGAAGGUGGACCAUCCUGUCCCGUCCCCCAAGCCGAGGGCCUCCCGCCACACUCUGAGCUCCUAAGUCCUGCGAGGAUCCUGGCUUUCCACAAAGAGCUUCGGCAAAGCAUUUGCAGCAAUUCCCAGGUCCAUAAAUCACCUCUGGAGUUAUAA
Molecule: messenger RNA, 4252 nt
Organism: Neogale vison (American mink)
Lineage: Eukaryota; Metazoa; Chordata; Mammalia; Carnivora; Mustelidae
Gene: C11H4orf50
Product: chromosome 11 C4orf50 homolog
Exons: 15
Coding region: 368-4252 (1294 amino acids)
Source: RefSeq, a predicted model, not a curated record